AUGAUUGAAGAACUUCUGUCUGGCAUCUCGCCCUCCAGAACAGUCUUGGGGGUGAGUCUGGCUCUUUUCAUCGUCUUCUGGGUGAUGAAACUGCGAGUGGCCCACCAAAUCCAGUCACUGGGAGGGAAAUCACCAGAGAUUCCUACCCAUCUUCCCGUGGCGGCCGAUUUCAUCUUCAGGUCUCUAAAGGCCGCCAAGAAGAACCAGGAUCUAGCGUUCUGGCAAAAGGCUUUUGUUAACGCUCAACAAGCGCAUAAGCUUCCAUCCGUGCCUUACACGGCAGAGAUCAAUCAAUUAAUAUCGAACCGGCUCGUAUUCACCAUUGACCCGGAGAAUAUCAAGGCCUUGUUAACUGGCCAGUUCAACGACUUUGGUAAAGGAGAAACCUUCCAUCGGGAAUGGCGCGAAUUCCUGGGCGACAGCAUCUUUGCCACCGAUGGUGAAAUGUGGUCUGCGUCUCGACACCUAAUCCGCCCCAUGUUUACUCGAGACCGCAUUGUUGAUACCGAGAUUUUCGAGACCAAUGUUCAGAAACUCAUUCGUCUCUUUGGAGGCAGUGCAGCCCCCAAUGGAACUAAGAUUGUCGAUGUUGGGGGGCUGUAUUUCCGCUACACUCUUGAUGCCUCCACCGAUUACCUCCUAGGCAAAGGCACAGAUAGUCUGGAGAAUCCGACGACUAGAUUUGCUGAGGCCUUCCGAUAUGUACAAUCAAGACAGGCGCAAUACUUCCGCAUGGGCCCACUCAGCGGUUUCUUCUCUCGAAGGAAGUUCAGAGAAGAGUUAAAGAUAAUGGAUGAUUUUCUGCAGCCUUAUAUCGAAACUGUCCUUUCGCUCACCCCCGAGGAGCUGGAGAAAAAGCUUUCCAAACGGGACACUUUUCUCGAUGCUUUGGCACGAUUCACUCGCGACCCACGAGUGUUACGGGAUCAAUUAGUCGCCGUGCUUCUCGCAGGCCGAGAUACUACAGCUGGGACACUCUCUUUCUGUACAUUCGAACUUGCUCGUAACCAAGAUGUCGUCGCAAAGCUACGAGAGGAAAUCGCAGAGCGCCUUGGUGUCGGAGCAGAUGCCAAGAUCCCGACAUAUGCUGACCUAAAGGAAAUGAAAUACCUAAAUGCCGUCAUUAACGAGACGCUUCGAGUCUAUCCCGUCGUGCCAUUCAAUGUCCGUUAUAGCCUCCACGAUACUACUCUCCCCCGUGGCGGCGGCCCCGACGGCAGAUCCCCCAUUGGCAUCCGGGGAGAAACACGAGUCGUCUAUUCAACGAUGCUCAUGCAGCGCGACCCGGCAUUCUGCGAUCAACCCCCCAACGCCGAGAGAUACUAUGAUCCCGCGAAAUGGAUUCCCGAACGCUGGACCUCGGGCUGGCAGCCAAAGCCAUGGCAUUUUAUACCUUUUAACGGCGGGCCUCGUAUUUGUAUUGGCCAGCAAUUCGCCAUGCUCGAAAUGUGCUAUACUAUUGUACGGAUUCUGCAAGCGUACGAAAAGAUUGUCGCUGUUCCGAGGUCCGGUCAUGAUAAAGUUGAGGAUCCCGUUUUGCAAUUUGAAGUAACUCUGUCUCCUGGCGCUGAGAUGAAUUGUGUAUUUUUGAGAAAAGGUGAAGGGAAUUCUUGA
Talaromyces atroroseus is the source of this 1614-nucleotide messenger RNA. RefSeq lists its product as hypothetical. Gene Ontology annotation, molecular function: heme binding; iron ion binding; oxidoreductase activity, acting on paired donors, with incorporation or reduction of molecular oxygen, reduced flavin or flavoprotein as one donor, and incorporation of one atom of oxygen. The transcript has 3 exons. The coding region runs from base 1 to 1614 and encodes 537 amino acids. The record is from RefSeq and is a predicted model, not a curated record. Lineage: Eukaryota; Fungi; Ascomycota; Eurotiomycetes; Eurotiales; Trichocomaceae.